Molecule: messenger RNA, 1257 nt
Organism: Cryptococcus amylolentus CBS 6039
Lineage: Eukaryota; Fungi; Basidiomycota; Tremellomycetes; Tremellales; Cryptococcaceae
Exons: 4
Coding region: 1-1257 (418 amino acids)
Biological process (GO): 7-methylguanosine RNA capping; 7-methylguanosine cap hypermethylation
Cellular component (GO): nucleus
Molecular function (GO): RNA cap trimethylguanosine synthase activity
Source: RefSeq, a predicted model, not a curated record
AUGCCCAAGCGAGGCAGAUCACGCCAGAGCUUGUCGUUGUUCGCCUCCCUCCCGACAGACCUCCGCCAUGCCAUCAGGUCCGGCUCAAGAGGGAGGUCCUCUUCGAGCGCCAGGUUCAGCGUAGAGCCCGCCUCCGCACUUGAGAUCGCCCCGGAGACCAGCAAACCUGGUAUCAAAAUCCUUCAGGAGAUCGAGGGAAGUACAUUACUCAAGACACAACCAGACUCAGAAAGCGAGGACGAGGAGGAUGAGGUAGUGGACAUGGACAUUACUCUGCUCUCUCAAGACGAUGUCAUGAACUCGGAGCCUGUACCCCGCCCCGUGGUAGUUGUACCUACAACGAAUCCCUCAUCUCUAUCCGUUCCUCUUCCCUCGGCGAAGUCUCCCCCUCCUCACCGCAAAUCUGCCAAUUUCGAACAAAGCUGGCUUGGGAUACGCUCUGAGUACGUGCAUCCCAUGACGGCCAAGCAACGCAAGAAUUAUGUGAAGCGGAUGAAGAAUGGCAAGGCCGUGCUCAAUCCGCAUCUUGGCCACCCAUGGGACUGUACGGGGCUGGUGCCGAGAUAUGUGAAAGAGCAGGAGGUGCCAUAUGAAUUGCGAAAAUAUUAUCAUCAAAGAGGGUUUCUGUUUCCAGAUUAUGAUAGAUUACCACUGCUCAUGGAUCAAACGGGGUGGUUCUCUGUAACUCCUCAGCCCAUUGCAGCCCACGUUGCUCAGAGGUGCCAAUGCGAUGUCAUAGUGGACGCCUUCUGCGGCGUAGGAGGCAACGCUAUCGAGUUUGCCAAAACCUGCGAACGGGUCAUAGCUAUAGACAACGACCUCACCCGUCUCCGCCUCGCACGCCAUAACGCUCUGCAUCAUGGUGUAGCCGACAGAAUUGAAUUCAUCUUGGGUGACUAUAUGGAAUGGGCUCGUUCUCUUUCCGCUCGCGAAUCCGACGCUAUAGAUGUCGUGUUUCUAUCUCCUCCAUGGGGUGGAAUUGACUAUCGCUCCGGUCCAAAUUCCUCCUACCCUCUCUCCGCUCUUCUCCCAAUCCAUGGCCGCGAACUCUUCCAUCUCACCUCACGCCUGACUCCCAAUAUCGCGUACUAUCUCCCGCGAAAUACCGAUUUGCAGGAGCUAGCGGACCUUGCUCGAGAGGUAACAUUACCUGGGCUGGGCAAAGAGAAGGAGUAUGUGGAGGCGGAAGAGGAGACAGUCAGGGGUAAAGUCAAGGCUCUGACUUUUUAUUUUGGGGGCCUCAUUUCGGAUGAGUAG